Molecule: messenger RNA, 4914 nt
Organism: Labeo rohita (rohu)
Lineage: Eukaryota; Metazoa; Chordata; Actinopteri; Cypriniformes; Cyprinidae
Product: immunoglobulin superfamily DCC subclass member 3
Exons: 15
Coding region: 298-2358 (686 amino acids)
Biological process (GO): axon guidance; cell-cell adhesion
Cellular component (GO): plasma membrane; axon
Molecular function (GO): protein binding
Source: RefSeq, a predicted model, not a curated record
GUGACUCUGAGAGGAAUAACGUGAGGAAUAUCUGGAGCAGGAAUAAAGCAGCACUGAGGAAUAUUCGCGUUUGAUUUGAUCCGUCAUGAGUUUAUAAAACAUCUUCCGAACAGCAGGAAUCAUGGAGAGACUCUCAGCGCUGCUGCUGCUGCUCAUCACAGUCUCAGGGUUUCAUCAUCAUCAUCAUCAUCAACCUCAUCCUCAUCACCAUCAUGAAUCAUUCGUUUGGGCGGAGCUUCAGAGUUGGCCUUCAUCAAAGAACCCAGUGAUGUCAUCGCAGUGAGGGACCGCCCCCUCAUGCUGGACUGCCAGGUAGAGGGGGAGGGGCCUAUCACCAUCACCUGGAGGCGGAACGGCGUUCCCGUUCCUCUGGGAGCCAGAGCGGCCGUACUAGAUAACGGGACGCUCCUGAUCCGGAACUUCCAGAAACGGCGCGACGGUGACGAGAGCGACGCGGGCGAGUACGACUGCGCGGCGCAGAACCGAUACGGGCUGCUCAUCAGCCGCAAAGCACACGUGCAGCUGGCCUCACUGCCUAAGUUUCACACGCACCCAGAAUCCAUGAGCGUGGAUGAGGGCGGCGUCGCUCGAUUUCACUGCGCCGUCAGCGGCGUCCCAGAGGCCAACAUCACUUGGGAAAGAAACAGAACGGCUCUCAACGCAGAUGAUAACAGGUACACUCUUCUGCCCAACGGUAUCCUGCACAUCACAGGCGUGCGUCAGGCUGACAGCGGCAUCUACCGAUGCGUGGCUAAAAACAUCGCAAACACUCGCUACAGUCACGAGGCCCAGCUGUCAGUCACAGUGGCAGCUAAUCGUCUCUAUAAGGAGCCGGUGAUUCUCUCUGGGCCACAGAAUCUCACUCUGAACGUCCACCAAACCGCUAUUCUGGAGUGCAUCGCCACCGGAAACCCACGGCCCAUUGUGUCCUGGAGCAGACUGGACGGUCGCUCCAUCGGUGUGGAGGGCAUUCAGGUGUUGGGAACAGGUAACCUCAUCAUCUCAGACGUGUCUCUGCAGCACUCAGGUGUGUACGUCUGCUCCGCCAACCGACCCGGAACCAGGAUGAGGAGAACUGCGUUGGGACGACUCGUGGUGCAAGCUCCUCCAGAGUUUCUGCAGUGGCCUCAGUCUGUGUCGAAGCCGGCGGGCAGCAGUGCCGUCUUCACCUGUCAAGCUCAAGGUGUUCCUGAUCCACACCUCAUCUGGCUGAAGAACGGCAAGAUCCUCACACCUGGAGACAACGUCAAACUCACCAACAACAACAGCACAUUGGCAGUGACGCGCAUCACGCCUGACGACGAGGCCAUCUACCAGUGCAUCGCGGAGAACAGCGCAGGAACCAACCAGGCCAGCGCUCGUCUCGCCGUCUCCCCGUCCGUCGAUCUCCCAGAAGCCCCACAGGACCUGACGGUCACGCCGCUCUCCACCACCUCCCUACGGGUCCGCUGGACGCAGCCGGAGCCGCACGUGACCGCCGGCAUCAUCGGAUACGUGCUGCACAUCCGCAAACUGGGCGAGCCAGACAGCAGCGAGCUUCAGGAAGCCGUGAGCAAAGACACAUUUCAGCACGACUUCACGAACCUGGAGGCCUCCACCACCUUCUCCAUCUACGUGAAAGCGUAUUCUCCAUUGGGAGCCAGUCAGCAGUCCAACAGCGUCAUCGCCACCACACUCGGGGCCGUUCCCACGAUGCCCAGUUUCUUCACGAAGGUUCUGAACAGCACAGCGAUGCAGGUGUUCUGGGAGCUUCCAGCUAAAGCCGGUCGAGUGGAAGGAUACAAACUCUCUCAUCGCAUGCUGCCGCAGCAAGAGUUCAGACAUGAGGAGCGAUUCCCCGCUCACAUCAACACACACACCAUCUCUAACCUCGAAUCAUCAGCGGUGUAUGAGAUUCAGCUCACGGCAUUUAACGGGAACGGCGACAGCAUCGGCAACAAGCGGCUCGUCUCGUUGGCUGAGACUGAAAAGAGCGGGAAAGAGGCAGCAGCAGGUGAGAGUGUGUGUAACUGUCGUCAGGACGGCGAGGGAUCCAUGACAGCUCUGGUGGUCGGGAUCCACAUCGGCAUGGCCUGCAUCAUAUUCUGUGCUCUCUUCCUGAUGUUCGGCUACCGGCACAGUUUCUUCUGUCAGAAGAGUUCUCAGGGCGACUGGAGUCUGUCAGCAGGACAGAGUGUUCCCCAGAGAGACGCCGCAGCUAAAGACGCCAGCAUCCGAGCAGCCGACGCUACCGAGCUCACGACACAGGCUGCUGCAGCGGAGCGUCCAGCGGCGGUUCCCCAGUGUCAGGUGAUGAUUGAACCUCAACCUGUCCACCCGCCAGACACGGGCACCGGCACUGAUACCGGCACCGGAUGAGGCACCUCUACCCCCCAACACCCCCCUUCAGCUGUACAGCAACUGUUUCUCUUUCACCAAAGCCUUACACUGAACUCAACUUACUCACACACACACGGAGCUCGUGAUCGACGUCAGUUUAGAACGACACGCUGCAUCCGUUCCAAACCUGAGUCACCUACAUAGACAACAUCCUAACCGUCAUGCAGCAUCACACGGGACUGAUUAGGAGUUUCACAUUUAGCAUAAAUACACACACAUACUGGGUAAAAUUCCAGCAGGUCUUGGGUUCGAUUCCCAGGGAAUGCAUGAAAUGAAAAACAAUGUAUAGCUUGAGUUCAUUAGAUAAAAGCAUUUGCCAAAUGCAUGAAUGUAAAGGAUGCACGUGAUGCUGUCUUAAAAUGAGAUCAAUAGACAUCUCAUAAGACGAUGCGUUCAGUGCUGUCUAUGUAGGUGACUCACUAGGGUUAGAACACAGCUCCAAAUUAAAUACUCAUUAGAGUUUCCAAACAAACCUUAAACUUGGUUAAUGUUACUAACGAAUAACAAACUGAACUUCAUCCUUAAACCAAAAACGCAUGUUUUAUGUGACUGAACAGAUGAAGAGUUAGUCUGUGUGUCGUGUGAUUGGACGUUAAUAAUUCACCGUAUUAGCCUGUGUGCAGCUGAAGCCCCGCCCUCUUCCCGUAAGCCCCUCCCACUCCACCAAAACUCCUUCCAAAGAGCCGUGCCUCCGUCUGACCGUCUGCCUGUCCUGCUGCUGCUGGGAAAAACACUCUACCUCAACCACACGCGUCUUCAAACGGGUCCUCUCGGAUCCGUCGGAACCUCUGGCAGCGGCGAGUUUGAGCUCUGCUGUGACUUUUGACGUUUUACAAGACUCUUUCUCAGAUUUUGUGAUACGAAGAAGCUUCUGUGAAAGUUGAGGGACGUCCAAAGAACUUCUGCUCUCUUUUCUUUCUUCACAGUGUUCCACAAACACACUGAUGUUUCCUUUCAGUCAUUUGUAAAGUUGUUUCCUAUACGGCAAAAAAUAUAUAUUUUGAAAUAUAUUUUAAAAUAUAUAUCAAAAUAUACAAAAAAAAAAUAUUUCUAAAAUAUUUUUCAAAAUUUAUACGUGAAUAUAUUUUGUCAAAAUAUUUUUUGGUCAUUUUUAAUACAUUAUAAGGAGUAUUUAAACAAAAACAAUAAAAUAAAAAAUACAUAUUACAAUAAGAAGUUUUGAUAAGCAUAAUUACAAGCUAUUCCAUCCAAAUUUUAUUGAACUUCACAGUUUACAACAUAUAUUUAAAAUAUAUUUUGGCCAGAAAAAUAUAUAUUUUUUGCCGUACGGUUAGUCUUCCUGGUUUUCUGUCAGUUGUGUUGGUGAUUAAACCAGAAAACUGACCAGCUGACCAUUAACCAAAGCUAAACACACUCAUUAGCUCGAGCUCAUAACAUGAUGAUGAUGAUGAUUACCUCAAAAACACAGAUUCUAUUCUAGAAAUUAUAACUAAUAAUAAUAACUAGCAGAUAUGGGAUAUAUUUUCAUAUGAUAUACCAGAAAAUAAGACCUGCUUCUUUGUAUGUGAUGUUGAAGCUGAACUUGCCAAAUAGCGGUUAGUGUUGAGACCAAAUACCUCGUAUUUCUUCUUCUAAAGCACAUGAAGGAAGCCGAAGCCAGUCUGAUGGUGUUCAUGUGUGUGUCUGUGUGCUUAACUAACUGGUUUAACACACUCUUCACUGUUUGAAUAGUUACCAAAAUAACAUGUUCUAGGAUUCACGUAAAAGUCUUUAAACCUUUCGGACUCUGAUGCUUGUUGAAACACAAACAAAACCAAAAUGUAAAAACUAAAAUAAAGCAACAAGAUUAGAAACCGAGGCCAAACUUUUAGACGAAACAAGUGGAGAAACGUCUGUUCUCUUGUAGAACUUUGAUUUAUUUUCCCACGAAUGAAAACUUCUUUUUCUGCUUGAUUUGGGAAAUAUUGCCAAAAUAGAUGUACGAUUGUUUUUUAAUGUUAUUCUUAUAUUGUAGCUGUUCUUUUCAUUCAUUUUAAUUAUUUUGCAAUUUUAUUUCUUCUUUUUCUGUAGAAUUAAAAUGUUAGAAGCUUGAGAGUUUGAAACAAGUAGAUUGUUGAUUGCAAAAAAGCCCCUCAUGUUUAUAUGAAUUUACAGUCAUUCCAGGUGUGAUUUUUAUCGCGUUAUUGUUGAAGAAAACACCUCAGACUCUGAAUUUGCUGCUUUAGGAUUGAAUGGACUCUUUUAUAUUCCAGAUGAAAUGUUCAUAUGUGACUGAUUGCUCAACAUGUCUAUUAUUUAGGAGAACUUGUCUAGAGUAGAUGCUGAUUUUAAAUGCUUGUACCAAUGAGAGAAGUGAUGCUUUAACCUUCAGGAUUGUUCUUUUCUCAGCACCAAACGCUCCUGUAGCUUUACCCUGCUGUUACUCUGGUACCGACAUUCAGCAGAUGAAACUUGCGAUACGAAAAGAAAAUGCAGCAGAUAUUGGUUUAUUCUCUGCUGUUCACCGUGAGUUUCUCAGCUGAAAUCUCGUUUUUCUUCCUUCAGUCGGUUGUAUUGAACCUCUGUGCCAAAUAA